GGCAAAAACCAAAAACACACAGAGAGAAAGUGGGAAAAAAAACCCCAAACUCCCAAACCCUCUCUCUUCGCGCCUUAACCUCUCUCUCUUAAUCCAAAGCUCAAUUCAACCAAAUUGAAGCCGUUUGCGCGAGCCAGAGAGAGAGAUUAGAGAGAGCAAAACGAGGAGGGCGAUACUGAUCCAGUGCGAUGCAGCAGCAUCAACCUCCGUCAGUCCCACCGCCAUCCAAGAGCGGUGGUGGGACCGGAGGCGGAGUGCAGGUGCGCUGCGCCGGCUGCGGUAAGAUCCUGACGGUGGAGGCCACCGAAUUCUCGUGCGACACGUGCCAAUUGCCGCAGAUGCUGCCGCCGGAGCUGAUGACCCGGGCCCCGGCCCAUGCCCCGCUGCCCCCACAUGGGGCCAACAAGGGCACAGUUCCUCCUCCGCUGCCGCCCCACGGGGCGGCCCAUGGCGUCGAUCCCACAAAGAUCCAGCUCCCCUGCGCCAACUGCAAGGCCAUCCUCAACGUGCCUCAUGGCCUCGCGAGAUUCCGGUGCCCUCAGUGUCAAGUUGACCUCGCCGUCGACGUGUCGAAGCUCCAACAGUUCUUCUCUCCCCGCCUGCCCCUGCCGCCUCCUCCCGAAGAGGUCAAUGAGGUAGCCAUUGAAGUGGAGCGAGAAGAAGAUGAAGGUGGCACGGCAGGAGAAACAUUUACAGACUAUCGCCCUCCAAAAUUAUCCAUUGGACCUCCUCAUCCAGAUCCUGUUGUGGAAACAUCGUCCUUGUCUGCUGUGCAGCCACCAGAGCCCACUUAUGAUCUAAAAAUCAAGGAUGAUCUGGAAAAUUCAAAGGCUUUAUCAUGUUUACAGAUUGAGACAUUGGUCUAUGCUUGUCAGAGACACCUCCAGCAUCUUCCAAGUGGAGAGAGGGCAGGAUUCUUUGUUGGGGACGGAGCUGGUGUGGGGAAAGGUCGAACCAUAGCAGGGUUAAUAUGGGAGAAUUGGCACCACGGGAUGAGGAAAGCAGUGUGGGUUUCUGUUGGUUCAGAUUUGAAGUUUGACGCAAGAAGAGACUUAGAUGAUGUAGGUGCCACUUCUAUUGAAGUUCAUGCCUUGAACAAGCUGCCAUAUUCUAAACUUGAUUCAAAGUCUGUUGGCGUUAAGGAAGGAGUUAUUUUCCUUACAUACAGCAGCCUCAUUGCAUCCUCUGAGAAAGGUCGUUCACGUAUGCAGCAGCUACAGCAGUGGUGCGGAUCAGGAUAUGAUGGCCUUAUCAUAUUUGAUGAGUGCCACAAAGCCAAAAAUCUGGUGCCUGAAUCUGGAAGUCAGCCAACACGUACUGGGGAAGCAGUUCUUGAGAUUCAGGCUCGGCUUCCUGAAGCUCGUGUUAUUUAUUGCUCAGCAACUGGGGCAUCUGAACCACGGAAUAUGGGUUACAUGGUACGGCUUGGUCUUUGGGGUCCUGGAACAUCCUUUUCUGAUUUCCGUGAAUUUCUAGGUGCUCUUGAGAAAGGAGGUGUUGGAGCACUCGAACUUGUUGCCAUGGACAUGAAAGCAAGGGGAAUGUAUGUAUGUCGGACUCUUAGCUACAAAGGGGCAGAGUUUGAAGUUGUUGAAGCACCGCUAGAACCUGAAAUGAUGGACAUGUACGAAAAAGCAGCAGGGUUUUGGACAGAGCUGCGAUUGGAUAUACUAUCAGCAGCUGCAUUUAUCACUAAUGAAAGGCCCAAUUCUAGUCAAGUCUGGCGAUUAUAUUGGGCUAGCCAUCAGCGUUUCUUUAGGCAUAUGUGUAUGUCAGCUAAGGUGCCGGCUGCAGUAAGACUAGCUAAGCAAGCAUUGAUGGAUGGCAAGUGUGUGGUUAUUGGCCUUCAGAGUACUGGAGAGGCACGAACAGAGGAAGCCGUGACCAAAUACGGUCUUGAACUUGAUGAUUUUAUUUCUGGACCUCGAGAACUGUUACUUAAAUUUGUUGAGGAAAAUUAUCCUUUGCCUGAAAAGCCUGAACCUCUUGAAGGAGAAGAAAGUGUAAAGGAGCUGCAGCGCAAGAGGCACUCAGCAACUCCUGGUGUUUCAAUGAAAGGGAGAGUGAGGAAAGUCGCAAAAUGGAAACCUGCAAGUGAUGAUGAAAGUGAUGAAGAAUCUGAAACUGAUUCUGCUCAUGAAUCUACUGAAUCUGAUGACGAGUUUCAAAUUUGUGAAAUUUGCAGUUCUGAGGAGGAAAGAAAGAAAUUGCUUCAGUGUUCCUGUUGUGGCCAACUGGUGCAUGCUGCAUGUCUUAUCCCACCUGUGACAGAUGUUGUAUCUGGAGAUUGGUCAUGUCAUUCAUGCAAGGAAAGAACAGAAGACUUUUUGAAAAAGAAACAAGAGUAUAUUGCUGAACUUACAAAGAGGUAUGAAGCAGCUUUGGAUCGUAAGUUAAAAAUAUUGGAGUUAGUUCGUUCUUUGAAUCUUCCGAACAAUCCUUUGGAUGAUAUCAUUGAUCAGCUUGGAGGCCCUGAUAAAGUAGCAGAAAUGACAGGAAGGCGAGGUAUGCUUGUGAGGGCAUCUGGUGGGAAAGGUGUUACCUACCAGGCACGGAACACGAAGGAGAUUUCCAUGGAGAUGGUCAACAUGCAUGAGAAGCAGCUUUUCAUGGAUGGCAAGAAGUUGGUUGCUAUCAUUUCUGAAGCUGGAUCUGCUGGUGUGUCUUUGCAGGCAGAUAGAAGAGCUGCUAAUCAGAGAAGAAGGGUACAUCUAACUCUGGAACUUCCUUGGAGUGCUGAUCGAGCAAUUCAACAGUUUGGAAGAACUCAUCGGUCAAAUCAAGCUUCUGCUCCUGAAUACAGGCUUCUCUUUACUAACCUUGGUGGAGAACGUCGGUUUGCAUCCAUUGUUGCAAAGAGAUUAGAAUCUCUUGGAGCACUAACACAGGGUGACCGCAGGGCAGGCCCAUCGUUGAGUGCCUAUAAUUAUGAUAGUGCUUAUGGAAAGAAAGCUUUGAUGCUGAUGUAUAGAGGAAUUAUGGAGCAGGAUUCUCUGCCUGUUGUACCGCCAGGAUGUUCAUCUGAAAAACCAGAGACAAUUCAAGAUUUUAUUGUGAAGGCAAAAGCUUCUCUCGUUUUUGUAGGAAUAGUUAGGGAUGUAGCUACUGGGAAAGAUUAUGGGAAGCUCUCUGGCCGUAUAGUUGAAUCAGAUAUGCAUGAUGUUGGACGUUUCCUCAAUCGAAUUUUAGGAUUGCCACCUGAUAUACAGAAUAGGUUGUUCGAGUGUUUUGUUAGCAUUUUGGAUCUUAUUAUCCAUAAUGCACGCAUUGAAGGGAAUCUUGACUCUGGGAUUGUUGAUAUGAAAGCUAAUGUUAUAGAGCUACAAGGAACUCCGAAGACUGUUUAUGUUGAUCAAAUGUCUGGAGCUUCGACAGUUCUUUUUACUUUUACCUUGGAUCGUGGGAUCAUGUGGGAGUCUGCGAGUGCCAUGCUUGAAGAGAAACAAAAGGAUGGGCUUGGUUCUGCCAAUGAUGGGUUCUAUGAAUCUAGGAGGGAGUGGUUGGGGAGACGUCAUAUCAUAUUAGCCUUUGAGAGUUCUACUUCUGGAUCGUAUAAGAUAGUCCGUCCUGCUGUUGGAGAGUCAGUAAGAGAAAUGCCUCUGUCAGAGCUAAAAAACAAAUACAGAAAAACUUCAACAUUAGAGAAGGCUCGCAGUGGUUGGGAAGAUGAAUAUGAAGUUUCGUCCAAACAGUGCAUGCAUGGGCGGAAUUGUAAGCUUGGCAACUUCUGUACUGUUGGCAGAAGACUGCAGGAAGUAAAUGUAUUAGGUGGCCUCAUUCUUCCUGUUUGGGGCACUAUUGAAAAGGCUCUUUCUAAGCAGGCCCGGCAAAGCCACAAGCGGCUACGUGUUGUGCGUAUAGAAACCACGACAGAUAACAGCAGAAUUGUCGGUCUCUUUGUCCCAAAUGCAGCAGUUGAAUCCGUACUUCAAGAUUUUGCAUGGGUUCAAGAAAUUGAUGAUUGAGAUGACGCAGUUGUCUGGUUGUAAAUUUUUGGUGAGUUGCUCUAUAUGACGUGUUAAUCUCGGAGGCACGGGAAUAGUUCCAGAAGGCAGAAGCCAAAUACCUAAGAAAUAGGAAACAGAUUUUUCUGCACACUAAUGGAAGCAGUCAUUGAUUUUGAUUUUUUGUUUCUCUCACCCUCCAUUGGCUCCAUUUUUUCCCCUAUUUGUAUAUCAUCGACAUUGUGGUUGAAGGCAAUGGAGGUUAGUCUACUAGGCUGUCUUGGUUAUAGUUCUGCUGGAACUAAUUUGUAUCAAUGUCAUACAGCUGUUAUUCAAAUGGUAGAUGAAAUAGAAAAUCUUCAUUUUUGUUCAA
Molecule: messenger RNA, 4317 nt
Organism: Prunus dulcis (almond)
Lineage: Eukaryota; Viridiplantae; Streptophyta; Magnoliopsida; Rosales; Rosaceae
Product: protein FORGETTER 1
Exons: 32
Coding region: 189-3965 (1258 amino acids)
Biological process (GO): regulation of DNA-templated transcription
Cellular component (GO): nucleus
Molecular function (GO): histone binding; chromatin DNA binding
Source: RefSeq, a predicted model, not a curated record